This is a messenger RNA of Hyla sarda, 3631 nucleotides long. RefSeq names its product zinc finger protein 420-like. Gene Ontology annotation, molecular function: DNA-binding transcription factor activity, RNA polymerase II-specific; RNA polymerase II cis-regulatory region sequence-specific DNA binding. Bases 9 to 2990 code for a protein of 993 amino acids. Gene Ontology annotation, biological process: regulation of transcription by RNA polymerase II. The record is from RefSeq and is a predicted model, not a curated record. NCBI's taxonomy places the organism in Eukaryota, Metazoa, Chordata, Amphibia, Anura, Hylidae. The transcript has 10 exons.
ACCCGUGUAUGAGGGAAGUGAAGGAGGAAAUUCCAGGAGGUGUUACCCCAGAAAAUCCCAGUAAGAAUUCUGAGGGAAACUUCAUGUUAUCCCUGAAUGAUAAAGGAGAAGAUGAAGAUAUGAUGGAGCGCUCCUCAGGAGAAGACCUCCUUACCCCUAAUGUCCAUCCAGAUCUAUCCUAUAAUAAUCCACCUGAUCAUGAGGAACCUUCUCCUGACCAACCACACAUUGUUACCACAAGGACAGAUCAGGAACAUGGGAAAGGUUUAUGUUGUGAUGAAUGUGGGAAACAGUUUGCUAGAAGAGCACAUCUUUUUAGUCACAGGAAAAUUCACCCGGGGCGGAAGCCAUAUUCAUGCUCAGAAUGUGUGAAAUGUUUUGCAAGCAAAUCCGACCUUGUUAAACAUGAGCGAUAUCACACAGGAGUGAAGCCAUAUUCAUGUUUAGAAUGUGGGAAAUGUUUUUAUUUGAAAUCAGAUCUAGUUAAACAUGAGCGAAUUCACACAGGAGAGAAGCCGUAUUCAUGUUCAGAAUGUUGGAAAUGUUUUAAAACUAAAUCAGAGCUUGUUACACAUGAAAGAAUUCACACAGGAGUGAAGCCAUAUUCAUGUUCAGAAUGUGGGAAAUGUUAUACACAAAAAUCACUUCUUGUUGUACAUGAGAGAAUUCACACAGGAGAGAAGCCAUAUUCAUGUUCAGAAUGUGGGAAAUGUUUUAAAACUAAAUCACAGCUUGUUACACAUGAAAGAAUUCACACAGGUGUGAAGCCAUAUUUAUGUUCGGAAUGUGGGAAAUGUUUUACACAAAAAGCAAGUCUUAUUUCUCACAAGAGAAUUCACACAGGAGAGAAGCCGUAUUCAUGUUCAGAAUGUGGGAAAUGUUUUAAAACUAAAUCAGAGAUUGUUGUACAUGAGAGAAUUCACACAGGAGAGAAGCCGUAUUCAUGUUCAGAAUGUGGGAAAUGUUUUAUUACUGUAAGAAAACUAAUGAAUCAUCAGAAAUGUCACAUGCUGGAUAGAGAUCUGUUCCAUUGUUUGAGGACUUCGGACUGUAGCGCCCAAGGAACUGCCUCUAUAGAAGAGGACAUGAGCCCUAGGACCCUCAUUAAGGUUCUUAUCGAUAUCUGGCGAAGUCUGAAUAAUUUGGAAACGGCGAAGUCUACCUUGGGUGGCUCAAGCCAGGAAGAAGUCUCCUCUUCAGAAAAGGAGAACAAGGUGAGGUCUCCAGAACUGACCCCAUUAGGACACCGCUGUCUAUUAUUCAGUGGAGGAGUUGGAGGACACAAGGAUCUGUACCAGGACAUAGUCAUGAUGGAGGAUCACCGGCCCCUCACAUCACAAGAUGGAGUCAUUGAUAGAAAUCAACCUGAGAGGUGUCCCCGCCCUCUGUAUUCCCAGGACUGUCCAGAGGGAAAUGUCCCAGAGAAGCAUCAGGUUGAAGAUCAGAUUAAUAUUAAAGUUGAAGUUAAAGAUGAACCAGAAGAGGAGACGGAUUGUUGGUCCGAUCAGCAGUGUGUAAGGGAAGUGAAGGAGGAAAUUCCAGGAGGUGUUACCCCAGAUGGAGUCAUUGAUAGAAAUCCACCCGAGAGGUGUCCCCGUCCUCAGUAUUCCCAGGACUGUCCAGAGGGAAAUGUCCCAGAGAAGCAUCAGGUUGAAGAUCUGAUGGAUAUUAAGGUUGAGGUUAAAGAGGAAUCGGAAGAGGAGACCGACUUUUGGGCCGAUCACCCUUGUGCAAGGGACGUGAAGGAGGAAAUUCCAGGAGGUGUUGUCCCAGAAAAUCCCAGUAAGAAUUCUGAGGGAAACUUCAUGUUAUACCUGAAUGAUAAAGGAGAAUAUGAAGAUAUGAUGGAGCGCUCCUCAGGAGAAGACCUCCUUACCCCUAAUGUCGAUCCAGAUCUAUCCUGUAAUAAUCCACCUGAUCAUGAGGAACCUUCUGACCAACAACACAUUGUUACCACAAGGACAGAUCAGGAAUAUGGGAAAGGUUUAUAUUGUGAUGAAUGUGGGAAAGAGUUUACAAAAUGGUCAGAUUUUGUUAUACACCAAAAAAGUCACACAAGAAAGAAGCAGUAUGUGUGUUUAGUAUGUGGGCAACACUGUAAAAGUCAAUCACAUCUUAUUAUACAUGAGAGAAUUCAUACAGGUGAGAAGCCAUAUGCAUGUUCAGAAUGUGGGAAAUGUUUUAUAAGUAAAUCAGAUCUUGUUAAACAUGAUAGAAUUCACACAGGAGAGAAGCCGUAUUCAUGUUCAGAAUGCGGUAAAUGUUUUAUAAGUAGGUCAAAUCUUGUUAAACAUGAGAGAGUUCACACGGGAGAGAAGCCGUAUUCAUGUUCAGAAUGUGGUAAAUGUUUUGUGAGUAAGUCAAAUCUUGUUAAACAUGAGAAAAUUCACACAAGAGAGAAGUUAUAUUCAUGUUCAGAAUGUGGGAAAAGUUAUAAACAAAAACUACAUCUUUCAAAACACGAGAGAAUUCACACAGGAGAGAAGCCAUAUUCAUGUUCACAAUGUGGGAAAUGUUUUAUACAACAAUCACAACUUUCUAGACACGAGAAAAGUCACACAGGAGAGAAGCCAUAUUCAUGUUCAGAAUGUGGCAAAUGUUUUAUAAGAAAAUCGGAGCUAGUUAUACAUGAGAAAAUGCACACAGGAGAGAAACCAUUUUCAUGUUCAGAAUGUGGGAAAUGUUUUUUAAGUAAGUCAGAUCUUGUUAUACAUGAGAGAAUUCACACAGGAGAGAAGCCAUAUUCAUGUUCAGAAUGUGGGAAAUCUUUUAUCAGAAAAUCGCAUCUUUCUGGACAUGAGAGAACUCACACAGGAGAGAAGCCAUAUUCCUGUUCAGAAUGUGGUAAAUGUUUUAGAAGUAAGUCUAAUCUUGCUACACAUGAGAGAAUUCACACAGGAGAGAAGCCAUAUUCAUGUUCAGAAUGUGAGAAAUGUUUUGUAAGUAAAUCAAACCUAUCUAGACAUGAGAGAAGUCACACUGGAGACUGAUAGCUGAAAUAAUAAAUGAUAAAAAUACAAUAACAGUAAAAUGUGAUGUUUCUAAGUUCUGUUGUGAGAAUUAACCCUCAAAUAAACUCCAUAAUGAAACCUAAGCAGAAGCUAAAGCCAACAUCAUCUCUUGGUCAUCAGCACCUGGGGUCAUGUGACCUUUGUUGGUAAAUAACGGUAAUGAGAAGUAAUAUGUAAUGCUAUUGUGUAUCAUUUAGUAGUGACUUGUAGCUCUACACUACAGUAUGAUUGGAUGAUUUCUAUGGAUGAUAAUGAUUGGUGAUUACUAUGUAUUACCUCGGCCUCAUUUCCAUUAGAAAUAUUACUGAUUGUAUCUCAUGUGUCACUUCUGUCCUAUCAGGAUCAGGACACUUCUGUGUUGUCACCAAUAACCCUUAGGCCGGGGUCACACACAGGAUUUUGGUCAUAUUGUGUUAGAAUUCUUCUUAUAAUGGGAUUAGUCAUGUGAUGCGGUGUUAUUAGUGUGUAUGGGGUGUGAUGUCUUCUCUGAUUUACAGAACUGUACAGCGACUGACGUGGUCUGAUACAAUUCUGUAAAUGGAGGAGCAGACUGAUCAGUAUGGACCUGUGUAUAGGGAAGAGACACUGGAGUGAAGUGGGGGGGUAACCAAUCCCCAAUC